Bombus terrestris (buff-tailed bumblebee) is the source of this 1405-nucleotide messenger RNA. RefSeq names its product probable mitochondrial glutathione transporter SLC25A40. The record is from RefSeq and is a predicted model, not a curated record. The coding region runs from base 228 to 1334 and encodes 368 amino acids. The transcript has 8 exons. Gene Ontology annotation, biological process: mitochondrial transmembrane transport. NCBI's taxonomy places the organism in Eukaryota, Metazoa, Arthropoda, Insecta, Hymenoptera, Apidae.
AAUCAUAGAAUCGUCCAAUGAAUGGUUGACUAUACAGUGCAAUGUUAUUUUUUCGUGAAUUGCAGGUCGAUUUACAAGUAUGGUUUUCUAUACAAAGUCGUAAUUUUAUGAUAUAAUCGAAUGUUGCAUGAGUUAGGACCAUGUGCUGGAACCAAAUAAAAGAAUGAUCAAAAAAUGAUUUACAAACAAAGAUGUUAUUAAAUGCGGAAGGGAUAUAAAAUUUGGAAAUGAAUAAGUUAAGCAGCAUACCUCCAAACUUGGAUCUGGAUGAUCCAAGGUUUCGAGUCAGACCAUAUCAACAAAUUGUUGCUUCUUGUACAGGUGCUUUUAUUACGUCAAUUUUUGUUACUCCUUUGGAUGUAGUUAAGAUCAGACUACAAGCACAGCAAAAAGCAAUGCUCUCUAACAAAUGUUUUCUUUAUUGUAAUGGCUUAAUGGAUCACUUAUGUCCUUGUCUAAAUGGGAAAGGUCCAAUAUGGGCUAGAGGAAAUGGAAAGUUUAAUGGCACAGUGGAUGCCCUUAUGAAGAUUAGCAAGAAUGAAGGUAUUCUUUCACUAUGGAGUGGUUUAAGUCCUACUCUUGUUCUAGCUGUACCUGCAACCAUAGUGUAUUUUGUUUCAUAUGAACAGUUAAGAUUAUAUCUUAAGGAUAAAUAUAAUAACAACUACAGAAAAGUUAAUGGAGUUACCAUGGAACAGCCAUUCUGGAUUCCUAUGUUGGCUGGGGCUACAGCACGGAUUUGGGCUGCAACCUUAGUGAGCCCAUUAGAGUUAAUUAGAACAAAGAUGCAAUCUCAGAGAUUAAGUUAUGCAGAAAUUCUUCAAGCAUUGAAAACUGUUAUAAAAUAUAAUGGGGUUCCUGGCUUAUGGAUGGGAUUAACUAGUACUCUUCUACGUGAUGUACCCUUUAGUGCGAUUUACUGGUUAAAUUACGAAACUAUAAAGCAAAAGUUUCAAGUGACUCAACAGACUUUUACUUUUAACUUCAUAGCAGGUGCUAUAGCUGGAUCUAUAGCCGCAUUUUUAACUAUUCCAUUUGACGUUGUGAAGACACAUAGACAAAUAGAAAUGGGUGAGAAAGAGAUUUAUUCAGAUAAACCUGGACGUAUUGGCGGAACGUGGAUUGUAAUACAAAAAAUUUAUACGCAAAAUGGAGUGAGUGGAUUAUUUACAGGACUAAUUCCGCGUGUAAUUAAAGUAGCUCCAGCUUGUGCGAUUAUGAUUGCGACAUUUGAACAUGGGAAACGAUUCUUUCAAGUAUACAAUGCUAACCAAAUACUUCAAUACGAGAACGAUUUACAACUUCUAAAACACAAACGGAAAAGCGUAGAAUGACGUGCAUGUCAUAUUUUAUAUCAUAAUAUAUUAUACUCAAAGAGAACGAAUAAAUUUUAUUUAAAACUUUA